GGGCAGCUGCUCAGACCAUGUUCGGUCUUUUUUUCCAUAGAUUAUUGCGCAUCAGACGCAGAAGCAGUACUCUUCUUUUAAGCCCAAUUUCACACAAUUUGUUGAUGUUCGCUGAUGAUUUGAAUUGCGUCUCCCAUUGCCCGCUGUCCAGAAAUGUCAAAUUCAGUACUUCUGGUGGAGUUUUCUUUGAUGCCCAAAUGAUUACGGAACUGGUGCGUGAAGGUAGGUGGGAUGAUUUUAGACUAUCGAGACUUUUUAGCUCUGAUUUAGCUCCCAUUUGGGUCUCCAGAAUCCUGGUGGAGUUGAAACAUGAACCUAGGUUAGCUCUUAACUUGUUUGAUCGGGCAAAGACCAGGAUCUCGGUUGGUCAUGCCACAGAGAGUUACUGUCUGAUUGCUCACAUUUUGUUCUGCUCAAGAAUGUACAAUGAUGCUAGAAAUGUUCUGAAAGAAUUGAUUAGUCUGAACAAGGGGGUGGUACCUUGUUCAGAAAUUCUGGAUGUCUUGUGGUCAACUAGGAAUGUCUGCAUUCCAGGUUUUGGGGUUUUUGAUUCGUUUUUCAGUGUUUUAGUUGACCUGGGAUUUCUAGAUGAUGCAUAUGGGUGCUUUUUGAGGCUGAGAAGUUUUAACGUGCUUCCAAAAACACGAUCUUGCAAUUAUCUUUUGGAUAGACUUGUAAAGGCUGGAAAUCUAGACUUCUCCUGGCAAUGUUUUGAAGAUAUGAUUGCUUCUGGACCUUCACCUAACGUGUACACAUAUAAUAUAAUGAUUGGUUAUUUGUGUAAAGAAGGGGACUUGGAUGCUGCAAGAAAAUUAUUUGCACAGAUGAAAGAGGGCAGGGUUAAUCCCGAUAUAGUUACGUAUAAUUCUCUUAUUGAUGGAACUGGCAAGCUAGGGGAGCUUCAGGAAAUGACUUCCAUAUAUGAGGAAAUGAAGGAAGCUGGAUGUUCUCCAUGUGCAGUAACAUAUAAUACAUUAAUUAAUUGCUUAUGUAAACAUAAAGAAAUGGACUCUGCAUUUGGAUAUUUGAAUGAGAUGAAGAGUAGUGGUAUAAAACCCAAUGUUGUAACUUAUAGCACAUUUAUUGAUGCUUUCUGCAAAGAAGGGAUGCUGCAAGAGGCUAUCAAAUUUUUCAUCGACAUGAGGAGAGUUGGUCUGCUUCCCAAUGAGUUCACUUAUACUUCUUUGAUUGAUGCAAAAUGUAAAGCAGGGAAGAUGGACGAAGCUUUCAAGCUUGUCAAAGAGAUGUUAGAAUUGGGACUGAAGCUGAACAUAGUUACCUACACAGCAUUACUAAAUGGCCUUUGUGAACAAGGGAGGCUUAGAGAAGCUGAAGACAUUUUUAAAUUAUUAUUAAAAAAUGGGAUCACCCCUAAUGCAAAGUCUUAUACCGCUCUUAUGCAUGGGUAUAUGAAAUCAAAAAGGUUAGACGAUGCUAUGAAUAUUUUGGAACAAAUGAAGGAAAAGAAUAUCGUCCAGAAUGAAUUACUCCAUGGAACUGUUGUAUGGGGACUUUGCAACCAAGGAAAGUUAGAGGAUGCAAAGAAUUAUUUUGAUGAAAUGGAGGGGCAAGGAAUAGAAGCGACUUCUGUGGUAUACACCACACUCAUUGAUGCUUUCUUUAAGGCUGGAAAAUCCACUGAAGCGCGUGAUAUGCUGGAUGAGAUGCAGAGAAGAAAUAUUACCCCAACUGUUGUGACAUAUUGUGCAGUAAUUGACGGUUUGUGCAGUUUGGGAUGUGUCGAGGAAGCAAUUGUUCAUUUCAAUAAUAUGCCAAAUAUUGGUUUGCAACCCAAUCUGAUGGUUUACACGGCACUUAUUGAUGGCCUCUGCAAAAAUUUAUUUCUAGAGGCUGCCAAAACCUUUUUUGAUGAAAUGCUAGACAGAGGGUCUUUCAAGGAAUGGUCGAAUAGAAGAAGCAAGAUGUUUGUUUGAUGAGAUGAUUGAGAAGGAUAUUCUUCCUGAUGCUGUUAUUUAUGGGUGUCUCAUAAGAAAAUAUUGUGAAAUUGGUAAUACAGAUGGAGCACUUUUCUUGCAGAAUGACAUGCUGAAAAGGGGCUGUGUGGCUAUCAAUGUGGCUAUCAAAAGUGAAUAUGAUGUUCAAAAUACAUCUUAAUUUGGUGGUUCAGAGAUUCUAUUUGUUACCAAAAUUGUGGGAAUAGGUUGCAUGACUAUCAGUGAUGAUUUUUAUGUUCAAAAUACAUACCUGGGUGGCUGAGAUUGAGAAAAUUUGUCUGUAGCAUUUUCAAAUGAAGGUGAAAAGUGAAACUUGAGUAACUGGGCUUCUGCAACUUCAUUUUCUUUAUUAUGUUCUCAUGAAGGCAAGAUGAAUGCUAUUAAAAGCUCUAAGGAACCAAGUUUACUAGGCUGUGUCAAAGUAUGAACGUGAAGAUGUUUUUUCCCAUGGCAUUGACUCUGAAGAUGGCAUGAAACUUACUCCAUAUGACACCAUACCUCGUCCUCCCAAGUGUCUGUUGUGAAAGGGAAUGUGCAGUUCCAGAUUUGACAAGAAGUCUCGGGAUUACGAGUGCACAAAGAGACUUGUUUCCAUAUCCAUUGAUAGUGCUUACAGAUCUAGAACUACUUUGAUCAUCAAGGGGAGGACUGGAGGAGACACAUCGUGGUGGUAGACCUCAAAAGAUUUCAUGGCUUUGUGUUAUGGAUACUUUUCAGGGAUCCAAACCCAUAAACGGAAGACAAAGAAGAAUGGGCCGACGGGCUGCUAGCCCGUUGAGGAUGACUAGUCUUUUAUGCAAAAACUUUCACGGACCUAAGGUCUAUGGUGAACCUUCAUAUAAGCUAAACAGAAUCUGAAGAAGAACACAUCGCCAAGUUCAGGGUAUGCUCUUGUUGGAUCUUUCUAGAGGAGCAAACCUGCCAUGGAUUUUUUCUGGAUUGGACUUCUUGAUGAUCAGCUUAUUUUGAUUUAACUUUGAUCAAGAAGAGGAGUUUUGUGGUAGCGCUUGUUGGAUACUCCUAUAGUUUCUAUUUGGAUUUCCUUGGAAGGACUGCCAAUUCACUUACAGGAUUGGAGGGCUCUCUACUCUUUAAAUACACGCUGGUCGAAAAGGACACAACAUAAACAAGUUGCAGCAUUUCAGCAAAAUGGAACUUCAUAAGAGAUGAUCCAAUGGCAACCAUUGAUUUCAAUCCCAGCUCAUACAAUCUCACGCUGCUAUCUGUGCCCUGCCCACCAAAACAGCAUUGGAGUUUAUCACUGAUACAGAAAGAGACUUGCAAUGCAAUCACUUAAAAGAGCAGGUGUUUUUCAUACAGAAACAUCAAUUAGACUAACCCUCAAAACAUGCACAAAAAGACUAGUAUUAGAACAUACAAAGCUAACUUAUUUCGUAGAGAUAUUGCAACUGUUUCAAGAUGAGUUGUCUAGGACUAUUCAAGGGGAGAUAUUGUGUUGCAUGUUUUUGAGGUUGUUGAUAAAGCAAAGGAAAAAUGCCAAGUCUGAUACAUGGAGCAGAGGAAGAAACGUGAAAACUAGAGAAAUAUCAAAGUUGAGUCAUUUUACUACUCUCAUGCACUUAGAAACAAUUGGGAUAUAAUAGAAAUAUUGACUAAAAAAUGUGCCAUAAAAGAGGAUUUGAAAU
Cuscuta campestris is the source of this 3601-nucleotide messenger RNA. Lineage: Eukaryota; Viridiplantae; Streptophyta; Magnoliopsida; Solanales; Convolvulaceae. The record is from the annotation of a GenBank genome assembly.